AUGCCUGGUCAGGCAAUCCCACUCCUUACCAUCCAGUCCACUGCUGGCACAUCUCACGUGGCAGAGAUAAUCGAGUCCCAGAUCCAUGUUGAGCGCAGCACCGCCAACUUCUUCUCCAUUUACCGAUAUGCCAACGCCUCGCAGUUAUGUAUGCUGUGCGUAUCAGGAUGUUGUGCGGUAGCCGCCGGUGCAGCAAUGCCAUUGGUGACCGUCGUGUUCGGCGCAUUGGCAGAUGAAUUCAUCAACGGAGAACACCAUACAUCGCAGGAGAUUCGAGACCAGGUCCAGCAUCUCACGCUCUUCUUGGUAUAUCGCACACUAGGCUUCAAUUUCAUCGGAGAGCAGAUAGCCCGCCACCUGCAGCAGAAAUAUCUUUCUUCGGUUCUGCAGCAGAACAUGGCUUAUUUCGAUGUAGUCGGAACCGGGGAGCUCACAUCCCACAUAGAUCAAGAUAUGAAAUGGAUUCAAGCUGGCAUCUCGCAGAAGAUGGGUGACCUUCUGUCCGGCCUGUCCGGCUUCGUGGUCGCCAUUAUCUGCGCAUUUGUACGGAACUGGCGCUUUGCAGGGAUCAUUGUGGUGCAGCAGAUGGGCUUGGCUGAACGUGUUCAAGCGGACAAUUUAGCCCAGGAAGUAUUCAGUGCCAUGAGGAGCGUUAUUUCUUACCGAAGCCAGGAAAGGUAUGCUAAGAAGUAUCGAAAGGCCUUGGGCCGCCCAGCGGCCUUGGACUUCCGGGAGCGGUUAAUAUUUGGAGUGAUUGUUGCGGGCUCUUUCAUGACAUUGCACUGGGGAAAUGGGCUAGGUUUCUGGCAGGCUGAUCACCUCGUCCGUCAAGGGCGUUGCACCAUAUCAGAGGCUUUGACUAUCUUGUAUGCAAUGUCUGUUGCAGGUGGGAUGCUAUGCCAAGCGUUGCCAUGUGUUGUUAACGUCACCCAGGCUCAUGCGGCAGCCAGUCGCGUUUUCUCAGUCAUAGAGCAGGAUUCGCCUAUGAUUUCGAUGGUAGGUACUGGGAAGACAUACAGUCAGGUCCGAGGGGCAGUCCGGCUAGAAGGCGUACACUUUGCGUAUCCUUCGCGACCUGAGCGGACUGUUUUGAGAGGCGUCACUUUCGACGUGCCUGCUGGACACACAGUAGCCUUGGUGGGACCAUCAGGAUCAGGAAAAUCAACCAUAUUUGCCCUUUUAGAACGGUUAUACCACCCACUCGGUGGCCGCAUCACUCUGGAAGGUGAGCGGAUCGAUGAGAUGGAUGUCUCAUGGUUACGGUCUCAGAUCGGAUAUGUCGGCCAAGAGGUUACUCUGUUUCGUGCAUCAAUGCACGAGAACAUUGCGUAUGGGCUUCCCAGAGCUGCCGCUGAGAAAAUGGACGCAUCUGCGAUUCGAAGCCUAGUUAUCCAGGCUGCUGAAACUGCUCAGAUUCACUCGUUUAUUGAGAAUCUGCCCCAUGGGUACGACACCCUAAUUGGUGCAAAUGAAUCGAGUCUCUCCGGGGGUCAGAGGCAACGGAUUGCUAUCGCCCGUGCCAUCAUAUCUCAACCAGCAAUUCUACUGCUGGACGAGGCUACAGCUGCCCUGGAUAGUCAGUACGAAAAGGAAGUCCAAGAAGCUCUCAGCAAGGCUGCUUCAGAGCGAACCACCUUGAUAAUAGCCCAUCGGCUAUCGACAAUCCAGAAUGCCGAUAUCAUCAUUGUGAUGAAGGACGGUCAGGUUCUAGAUCAAGGUUCUCACUUAGAACUAAUGGCCACAUCCACAAUGUACCAAGAACUAGUGAGACAGCAGACACUCCGAUCAUGUUACCGAUCAGAGGACGGUAUUGCUAGCCAGCCACCAACCCUAGCAAACAUCCACAAAGAGCAUCUUGGGGACAUCUCAGUCAAUAGCAAUACCCUAGAGACGCCAGAAGAUGCUCCACUGCCACACAGCAAUAGCAUCAAGCAUGUUUGGCAUCUCAACAAGCCAGAGUUGCCUUACGCUACCGCAGGCGUCAUUUUCAGCGUUUUAGCUGGAAUGACAUAUCCAAUCCAAGCGAUCUUCUUCGGCAACGGAGUCAUGUCCAUCAUUAGCCCUAGUCUGAGCACUGGCCGACACAACGUUCGCUUUUGGGCCCUAUUGUAUCUUGCUUAUGGUGUCGUUGUGUUUGUGGUUUAUUGUGUACGGGGAUACUGCUUUGCCGUGUCUGCAUCUCAGUUAUGUCUUCGAGCUCGUUCCCAUUUGUUCAAAGCUUUGGCCCUGAAGAACCUCCCUUUCUUCGAGAUUAAAAAUCACUCGACUGGGGCCUUGGUGAGUUUCCUCUCAUCUGGAACUCCAAAAAUCACCGGUAUUUCGGGAACCUCAUUGGGACUCGUGGCCGAAAGUGUUGUAAUGCUCGCGACAGGAAUUACAGUUGGAUGCAUCUUUGGAUGGAAACUUGGUCUCGUCGCGACAGCAACGGUCCCAGUGGUAGCUGUCUCCGGCUUUAUGCAGUACAAUAUUGUGGCACAUGUCCAGAAGCACGUCAAGCGUGACACCAAUGCCGUGGCCGUUGCACAUGAGGCAUUUACUGCCAUCAAGACAGUGACUGUCCUCGGUCUGCAGAGGACCAUCAGCGAGUCCUUCCAAAGGGAAAGCCAGCGAGACAGCCAACGCAGGUACUGGGUUGUAUCUGCCAUCAUAUAUGCAUGCACCACUUCUCUUCGCAUAUUAAGCAUUGCUUUCGUAUUCUGGUACGGAGGUACUCAUCUUAUCGCAACUGGCGAGUACAACGUCCAGCAGUUCUUCAUUUGCUUUGCAGCCACGGUCUGGGGGUCCCAGUCUGCGUCUGCUCUUUUCGCACAUGCUCCUGACAUUGCGGGCGCCCAUGCCGCUGCUGCUCGACUGGAGGAACUAAUGCAAACCAGCAGCUCAGAGCUCUCCAGGCAAGGCAAAAGCGCAUACACCAAGGUACCAGACACAACCGAGGAUAUUGCACUGCGACACGUGAACUUUAGAUAUCCGGCCCAUCGGUCUCGACUAGCAUUGAACGAUGUAACUCUCAACGCCCCGGCCGGUACCUUCAUUGCUCUUGUUGGGGCCACAGGCAGCGGCAAAAGCUCGGUGAUCAAUCUGCUCGAGCGCUUCUAUGCUGCCGAGUCUGGAAAGAUAACGCUUGGAGGUAAGUCUAUUGGGGAGUAUGACCUGAAUAGCUAUCGGGGACACCUGGCCCUGGUCGAUCAGAACCCUUGCUUGGUUGGUGAAGACCUGCGUGAAUGCCUGCAGAGUGAUGAGCGAGUUAUCUCAGACGAGGAGAUCCUGGCCGCUUUGGAGGAUGUCGGAUUAGCCGAUUUUGCGCUAUCCCUCCCUCAAGGCUUAAGCACCCCGAUUCGAGCCAACGGAUCGACACUUUCCGGGGGCCAGCGUCAACGCAUGGCUAUCGCGAAGGCUCUUCUAUGCCACCCAAAGAUCCUUUUACUUGACGAAGCAACCUCGGCGCUGGAUCCGACCACAGAGCACCUAGUUCAAGUGGCACUUCAACGCAUAAUGAAAGGCCGAACAAUCAUCGCUAUUGCCCAUCGAUUCAAGACAAUUAUCGAUGCCGAUGAGAUUUUGGUCUUCGAUCAUGGGCGAAUCAUCGAGAGGGGAACCCAUGAGCAGUUGAUGCAGACGGGUGGGAAAUAUUGGCAGAUGGCUAGAUUACAGCAAGUGAUGGGGGAAGGUUGA
This is a messenger RNA of Aspergillus sclerotioniger CBS 115572, 3672 nucleotides long. Its product is annotated as ABC transporter ATP-binding protein. Gene Ontology annotation, molecular function: ABC-type transporter activity; ATP binding; ATP hydrolysis activity. Gene Ontology annotation, biological process: transmembrane transport. The record is from RefSeq and is a predicted model, not a curated record. Gene Ontology annotation, cellular component: membrane. Lineage: Eukaryota; Fungi; Ascomycota; Eurotiomycetes; Eurotiales; Aspergillaceae. The coding region runs from base 1 to 3672 and encodes 1223 amino acids. The transcript is spliced from 7 exons.